This is a messenger RNA of Cajanus cajan (pigeon pea), 1365 nucleotides long. RefSeq names its product NADH dehydrogenase [ubiquinone] iron-sulfur protein 8, mitochondrial. Gene Ontology annotation, molecular function: 4 iron, 4 sulfur cluster binding; NADH dehydrogenase activity. Gene Ontology annotation, biological process: mitochondrial respiratory chain complex I assembly; mitochondrial electron transport, NADH to ubiquinone. Gene Ontology annotation, cellular component: respiratory chain complex I; membrane. Lineage: Eukaryota; Viridiplantae; Streptophyta; Magnoliopsida; Fabales; Fabaceae. The record is from RefSeq and is a predicted model, not a curated record.
UGACAGAAUUAUUAUAGAUUUAGCACGUGGGUUGGUGCUUCACCGAACAUCUGCGAAUGCAAAUUCCAGCAGCGUAGCGAGUUGUUCCACUCGAGUGAAGGGAAGAAACUCGUCUUCCAUUCACAUUUCAGUUUCUGCAACAAUAGUUUCUCGUUUCAACCGUCUUUGCAAUAAUGGCUGCAAUCUUAGCUCGGAAAUCACUUAGUGCUCUUCGAACCCGCCAAUUGGCUGUAAGUGGUCAAGGAUUGCACAAAUUCCAGAACCAUGAACUGCGAUUAAGUGCACAUUCCUACUCUACUAAAAAAGAGGAUGAAGAAAGGGAGCAACUUGCAAAGGAAAUUUCAAAGGAUUGGAGUUCUGUUUUUGAGCGUAGCAUCAACACACUUUUUCUCACUGAAAUGGUUCGAGGUUUAAUGCUGACACUUAAAUACUUCUUUGAAACUAAAGUUACAAUUAACUAUCCUUUUGAGAAAGGCCCUUUGAGCCCUCGUUUCCGUGGUGAACAUGCACUUCGACGAUAUCCAACAGGGGAGGAACGUUGUAUUGCUUGCAAACUUUGUGAAGCUAUAUGUCCUGCACAAGCAAUCACAAUUGAGGCCGAGGAGAGAGAAGAUGGCAGUCGCAGGACAACUCGGUAUGAUAUUGACAUGACCAAGUGCAUUUAUUGUGGAUUUUGUCAAGAGGCAUGCCCUGUAGAUGCCAUCGUUGAAGGGCCAAACUUUGAAUUUGCUACAGAGACUCAUGAGGAGCUUCUAUAUGACAAAGAGAAGCUGCUUGAAAAUGGAGACCGAUGGGAAACUGAAAUUGCAGAGAACCUGAGAUCUGAAAGCCUUUAUCGCUGAUAAUUUACUUAUGCUCCUUGGCCGUUGCCUGUUUUGGUCUCGUUGAGCAAGGAAGAAUAAAAUGAUCAGUAAAUGGUUUUAAAGAACCAUAUGGGUUUAUGGUUUGUUACAUCAGUUAUUUUUUGUUUUUUAAUUUUUUGCUUUAUUGAUAAGAAUACAACAGUGACGAUGUUUUUCCCUUGAAAUCUUGAACAAAUGUGAAGAUGGAGGUAGUGGUGGUGCAGUGCAGCUUACAGACUAAACGUGCCUGAUCGUCCCUUUACUUCAUUAAAGACAUCGAGGAUUCGAUGAUUACCGGCAUGUAUCCAUUCUUGUGUAGUACCAUUUUUUUUUGUGUUAAGAAGUUUUCAGACAAGUAUGCUCGGGGGCAGAUUAGUUCAUCCUAUUUUCAUACCUGUGAGAAGGUAAGGGAUUUUAUUUUAUUUUAUUUUUAAAAAAGUCGUGCGAGGAGAUUUGUAAACCCCUUGUAAUAUUACAAAAUUAAAGUCUCAAAAAAAGAAUGGUUAAUGGUGCAUUCUGCAAA